GGCCGGAAAAGCUUCCCUCAUUUUUUGCGUAUGGCGGGCUACCUUGCGGGGGUUUGACUCGGCGUGAAUACACCUGUGUGCGAGACCAGUGUCUGCCACCGCGGAUGGCGAGGGAUCUUAUCGGGCCGGCACUGCCGCCCGGCUUCAAGGCCAGCGGGUCAGCGGAGGACGAGGAGCGGGACCCCAGCCCCGUUGCAGGACCAGCUCUGCCCCCUAAUUAUAAAAGCAGUAGUUCAAAGUCAUCAGACAGCGACGAGGACAGUAGUUCUUUGUCUGAAGAAGGAAAUCAAGAAUCUGAAGAAGAUGACACUGGUCCAACUGCAAGAAAACAGAGGAGAAAUCAGGAUGACGAUGAUGAUGAUGAUGAAGGGUUUUUUGGACCAGCCCUUCCUCCUGGAUUUAAAAAGCAGGAUGAUUCUCCUCCAAGGCCUAUAAUAGGUCCUGCAUUACCACCUGGUUUUCUUAAAUCUGCACAGAAAAGUGACAAAGGCAGAGAUGAUCCAAGACAAGUAUCAUCGUAUUUCAACUCUGAGAAGGAAACAGGUAGCAGUGAAGAGGAGGACAUUAUUGGGCCGAUGCCUGCCAAAGGACCAGUGAACUCUAGUGUUACGACAGAGUUUGAAAAAAGGGCCCAGAGAAUGAAAGAAAAGCUGACUAAAGGAGACGAUGAUUCAUCUAAAACAAUUACAAGAGACUCUUGGAUGACUGAGCUUCCUCCGGAGCUGAAAAACUUUGGUCUUGGGCCUAGAACUUUCAAGAGAAGAGCUGAUGACAAAUCUGGAGAUCGAUCAGUCUGGACAGAUAUGCCAGCUGACAGGGAAAGGAAAGCUAAGGAGACACCAGAAGCAAGAAAGUCAUUCAAUAAGAAGGAUGAAGAACAUAUAUUGACAGGAAUGGAAAAGAGAUUGGCCGAGCAGGUAUCCGCAUACAAUGAAUCAAAAAGGCCAGAAUCUCUUAUGGACAUUCAUCAGAAAAAACUAAAGAAUAAGGCUGCUGAAGAUAAAAAUAAGCCCCAAGAAAGAAUACCAUUUAACCGUGAUACGGAUCUCAAAGUUCAUCGGUUUGAUGAAGCUCAGAAAAAAGCCCUGAUAAAGAAAUCUAGGGAACUAAACACCAGGUUUUCACAUGGCAAAGGCAAUAUGUUUUUAUAAGUGCUAAGAACACAGUGGUGAACCAGACAUUCGUAGCCCUCGUCCAUGAGAGGAGGUUCUGUGCUAGUCACUACAGAGUGUUCACAGGUAAGUAACGCAGAUUCCCUGCCUCGUGAGACGUGGGAGAGCAGAAGAUCUCAGUUAAAAAGACCAAGUAAGUAUAUCAUGAUGACUAUAGCUAAUACUGCUGUAUGGUGUAUAGGGAAGUUAAGAGUAAAUCCUAAGAAUGCGCGUCACAAGGAGAAAUUUUUUUUUCUUUUUAUUGUGUCUAUAUGAGAAGAUGGAUGUUAGCUCAACCUGUUGUAUCAUUUAACAAUAUGUAAAUCAAACCGUUGUGCUGUCCACCGUAAACUCAUAAGUGAUGUAUGUCAAUUCUCCGUAAAACUGGGGGGGGCGCCACAAACUGUGGUUAGUGUUAUAAAGAAAACAGGGUAAUGGGACAAUCCAACAGGUAAUUGAGGAUGGAAAUCCUACCUGAGUAAGGUGAUAAGGAAAAUCUAUCUGAAGAGAUGUUAUUUAAGCUGAAACCUAAAAAAAUGACAAACUAGCAGUUUGAAAAAUGACUUGUUACCGAAUCAGGUCUGGCUGCUCGCUGCUCAGUCAAUAACUCGAGAGAGAGGCAAAUGUCGCGAGAAAGGAAAGCUGCUUUUUUAAUCAGAACGCUGGCAAUCUGGGGAGAUUGUGGACUCAGUGUCCCCCUAAAACCACCUCCAAAGAUUCUGCUCAGUCAGGAAAAUAUUUAAACGGAAAAAGGGAAGUAACCUCAAUCAUUGAGAUGGGGGGAUCAGAGUCAUCCCCAUCCCGCUCUGUGCAAGCUCAUCGUGCAGGCUUAUAGAUGCUGUCUUGUUCACACAGUUGGCUUCACACGGUUUGUUCGUGAGAUUACUGAAGGGGAAGCUAGGGAAGAGAUCUGAUCAUCUGUUAAUUAUGUUUCCUUCAUUUCUACUUUGAUCCAUGGAAAGAACAGGUUAGGCAAGGUAUUGUGUGAUCAAAAAAUUGAAAGGUGUGCUGGGACCCGAGUUGAGUAGAGCAUGGGGCUGCCGGGUUUAAGGUAAGUGAUAAGACAAAAGGGGCCUCCUGCAGAGCCCCCUUUCCUGCAACCAGCCCUUUCCUGCCAAAAGGUGCUUACAGACCACGUAUGCAAAAACCCUGAAGCAUUCGUUCUUUGGUGUUUGAAGAAUCGCACCAGUGUGGGCGGUGUACAGUGAGAAAUACGCGUAGGGUUGGUCCCUGUGCCAGCAGAUACUAGGAAGCCCAUGUAACUGCAAUUAACCCAGUUUUAGAAGGUAAAAGGAGCCUCCCAGAGGAGAGUGGCUCUUGGUCAAGUCAUAAACAUCGCACAGGAGUUGGCCUGAUGCAUCCUAACAUCAAAGAUCUACCUUACUGGCCUUCCAGAAUUUCCUAAACAUAUCUGAAUUCAUACCUUAGGCCCUUGCUCUAAAAACCUGUAUGAAUCCUCACUAAUAACGGUCAUCAGUUAUCAGAAUAUUAGUACAUUGAACUCCUGCCUAUACUUUAUCACCAAACCUGCAAUUAUUUAAGUAGAGCUGUUUGCGUUUUUUUUUUUUUUUUUCAGAAUUUGUUAUAAAUGAUUCUUCAUUUCCUCCUCUUAGGCCUAAUUAUUGAGGAUUAUAUACAGCCUUUUUAAGAGCUAAAUAACACCAGAUGAAUUCAAUAGAUAUCGAUUGAUAUCAAUCAGUUAAUUAAUUAAUUGAUAGCAGUUAAUCUUUAGAAUUCCAGGACAUGGCAGAACCUUUUCAUUUGGGGCCUGGAGAAUACAGUAGACCUGUUUCUUAAUUUGAGAGCCUUGAACCACCUCCAUCAGAAUUACCUGGGGAGCUUGUUUAGAUGCAGAUUCCCAAACCCACCCCUGUUGAAUGGGGAUCUUUGAGGUUACAGUCAGGAAAUCUCCAUUUUUAACAAUUAUCCCGUUACUGUUUGUCAGCUCAAGUUUGAGAAUCGCCGCACUUAUCAUACAUGUUCCUCUAAACACUCCCCUCUCCCUUGUUGAUGCGUUCCACUUUCCUAUAUUAAAUAUUCUUAAAUACAUAGUCAUUUUAUGUUACAUGGCUAUAAUCACCAGUACUGAUAACACUUGCAUUAUGAGGAGUGGAUUAUCAUUUCUCUUGAGUGAAUUGAUGCUUAAAAGUUCUCAUUCUUGAAAAUUUUUUACCAGCCAGGUGCUACAGGGUUUAAGAUCAUACUGUCAGUGGUAAUUCAGUCUAAUUUCAUUAGACUUUGCCUUCUCUUGGGUGCCUUUUAAAAUGGGAGAGUCCCUGGGAGCAAUAGUUAGGUUAUAAGAUCCUUGUCCCUGGCUGCCUGGGUCCUUGUGAGAUCACUGAAUGCCCUGGAAGUACAGAACAUUGAAAGGGUUAGGGGGCUCAAUGGGAUGCUAAAGAUGAACUUCAGAGUGGGUGCCUUGUGACUAUUUUCCUUGGGGGAAUUAAUCAGUGAAUGUUACUGAAGUAUUUUAAAGUCUUAGGUAACUGCUUUGGCAGCUAAGGUAUUAUUUGAACUAAGCUAGCAAAUACACUUUUAGAUAUCAGUUUCUGCAUUUGCUAAUAAAAGAUGACUAUAGAUAAUGGCAAACAGCAAAGGUACAUGAUUGUAUUAAGACUGAAAAAUGUCCAGAACCUAAGCUAGAAUAUUGAAAAGCAUUUUGAAGCUCAUUUUCAAGUCUGUCUGAUCACCUCCUUUCCACUGUGCAGCCCUUUAGAGAACUUCCAUUUGGUUUCCUUAGGAUGAGUUAAUGUUGGCUGAACAGACCAUAUGAUCAGGUAUUUUGUCCUAAAGUUUUCUCUUUACAUAAUCAGCGCUCUGAGAUAAAAAUAAACUUGCUCCUUUUAUCACUGGACAGAAAAGAAGAAAUGGAGUUGCCUAUGAAUGUAACUUAGGAUGAUUUUUAUCUUUUUGAGUAAUGCUGAAAGCAACACAUCUUGCUCCCCUAAGAAUACAUAAUACUGUAAUACCUCAUCCACACUAUACAUUUAAAGAAAGCAGUUUAUUAACCUAAGGUUGCUACUUUUUACAACAGGUACAGACAUAAUUAAUUUGACACUGGCCAGAAAAAUCAAUCUAGAAAUUGUACCCAGUUUUCAGUCUUCAUUUUAACUGGACACGUUAUGGUCUUUUAAAUGUCUUUUUUCCCCAACAGCCUUGUACACUGGUUAAUAAAAUUGUCCUACUUGGAAACUGAGACUCUUAGAGUUAAAAAUGUUUAUCAGUCAAACUGGUUUGUCAAUAAAGCCAAGAUUAGUACUCACCCUAUCAACGUAUAAGAUGUCAGUUGACCCAUUCAUAAUACUGUGGUCCUUCUAAGAAAACAUGAAAAGAUGGAUUAAGAGCAUUUCCUUUUACCAUCUAAUCAUAAAGAGCUUUUUAAAAAAUCACAUUUAUAUUCUUUUUUAAAAAUAAAUUUAUUUAUUUAUUUUUUAAUUUUUGGCUGCGUUGCGCCUUCAUGGCUGCGUGCAGGCUUUCUCUAGUUGUGGUGAGCAGGGGCUACUCUUCGUUGCGGUGCGUGAGCUCUAGGCACGUGGGCUUCAGUAGUUGUGGCACACAGGCUCAGUAGUUGUAGCUCGCGGGCUCUAGAGUACAGGCUCAGUAGUUGUGGCACAUGGGCUUAGUUGCUCUGUGGCAUGUGGGAUCUUCCUGGACUAGGGAUCUAACCCGUGUCCCCUGCAUUGGCAGGCAGAUUCUUAACCACUGCGCCACCAGGGAAGUCCUUAUAUUCUUUCUAAUGAGUGCAUAUCAACAUGCAGAAGGACUGCAUCUUUAGUUCAGCAUUUCUCAGAACUGAGUAAUCCCUAGGUUUAGAGGGAUGAGGGUGAUAGUUGAACAAACAUGGUGUGGACCAAUUUAGACAACAAAAUCCUCGAGGUCAAUGUUUUUGAAACUUCAGUGUUCAUCAGAAUCCCCUGAGAGCUUAUUAAAAAUAUAGAUGCCCUCGCCUCAUUAUCAGAGAUUUUGAUUCUGUCUGUAGGUUUUGGUGUGGGCUCAGGCAUCUGUUUUCGGCGAGCUCCCCAGGUAAUUCUGAUGCACUCCGAAGUGUAAGAACCAAACUUGGUUUGGUCCAAACAUGGCAUAUUAAGAUUUCUAGAAUCAAAAAAGUCAGAUUGCUGUUAUGCUGUGGCCACUGAGCCUCUUGAUUCAAAGAACAGAAGGCAAAACUCAGUUCCCAGCUUUCCUUGCUGAUAGAGCACAUGUAUGUGGCCUGGGCUCAGCCAAUCCGAUGUACCCACUUAGGACUGGGAUUCCAAGGAGAGAAAAGUAAAGAAGCAGACAUUCCCAGAAUCAUCUUGUGGUGGAGGUGGCUAGAUGUUCAACAGCAGCAGAGGUGGCAUUUCUGGUACCCAGUCCCAAGCGUCACUGUUGUGACCCACCAUGUUGGAGGCCCGUGAUGUGGUAUGGAACGGUGGUAACACUGGAGCAUUGCAGUGAGGUUGGACAUAUCCCUGGUUAUAUAGCUUCCAGACCUGCUUAAACUGGCCAGGUAUACUAUUUUGUUUGCAAGUAAGAGCUCUGAGUAACAUCAGGGAGUUAUACUCUGCUAGUUAAGAGCGGAAAUUUUGGAGACAGCAUCUUGGGAUCAAAUCCUGGCACUGCCACUAGCUGUGUAAACUUGCGAAAGUUUCUUAACCUAUCUCUGCUGUAAUUUGUCUUAAAAUGGGGGCACUGAUACCUCAUAGGGUGUUAUGAGGAUUACAUGAGAUGACACACUUAAGCAAUUAGCACAAAAUCCAGCAAUAAAUGCUGGUUAUCAUUAUUGUAGACCCGUGGAUAACAGACCCACUCAUUUCUUACGACCUCAGAAAAUUCCUAUAUUUAUCAGGACUCUUGGCAGCAGGUGGUAGAAACCAAACUCAAACUGGCUUAAGCAAAAAAAGAUAACCCCGGCUUGAGGUACAACUGGAUGUGGAUGCCCAGUUCAUGUUGCCAGGAUUCUGUCCCUGUCCCCCAGCCUGCUUCCUUUGUGUGGACUUCAUCUUUAGGUGGGCUUCCCAGGUGGUGACAGGCAGAGAUAGCAGCCCCUCUAAACUGACAUCCUACCAGCUUAGCAACCACUGAAAAGAAGGCCUCUCUUUCCCACUAGUUCCAGCCAAUAAUGCCCAAGGACUAAGGCUAAUUGGCUCUAGGGACCAGCUUUGGUCACUUGUUUACCCCUGAAUCAAUCAUAUGGUCAGGAGGUCACCCAAUAGCCCAGGCUGGUUCACAUCUCUACCUUUGAAGCCAAAGGGUGGGUUAAACCUGAUCUAAACCACAUAGGCUGAGAACUUGGGAGGGUAGCUCCCUAAAAGAAAGUGAAAGUGCUGUAACUGGAAACAAGGUAACGUGCUACAAAGGACAAAACAUCUGAUGCUUGCAAUAGCCCCCAUCUCAUUUUUUAUUCCCACCAAUUUGUUAAUGAGAAUACCAGUGUUUUGUUUACAAAAAUGGGAUAUAACCCAUCUACCUGUCUAUUCACCCCAGGUUCACCUUUGUGAACACCCCCCCCCCUUUGUUUUUGGCCAUGCUGCACGGCUUGUGGGAUCUUCGUUCCCCAACCAGGGAUCAAACCCAGGCCCUCGGCAGUGAGGGUGCAAAGUCCUAACCACUGGACCACCAGGAAAUUCCCUUUUUGGCUUGUUUUUUUUUUUCUUUUUUGUGAAUCUCCUUUUCAUUAGGUAGCUUCUACCAGUUCUCCUGGUUAUGAAUCUUUGUGUGGGAGGUUUGGGGAGGGAACAAGCACACACUGACCUGCUUUAGAGAUGACUUAGCGUCGGUAGGUUCUGCCCAGUAAGACAGCACUGCUUGUCCCCUGCUUAUUUGGUUCCGUGAAAUCCUCUGACAUCAAGAAGUACAUUUAGCCCAAAGUAGGUAAGAAAUGAGGGGCUUCCCUGGUGGCGCAGUGGUUGGGCGUCUGCCUGCUGAUGCAGGGGACGCGGGUUCGUGCCCCGGUCCAGGAGGAUCCCACAUGCCGCGGAGCGGCUAGGCCCGUGAGCCAUGGCCGCUGAGCCUGCGUGUCCAGAGGCUGUGCUCCGCAGCGGGAGAGGCCACGGCGGUGAGAGGCCCGCGUACUGCAAAAAAAAGAAAAAAAAAAGAAAUGAGGCUGUCAUAGUUUAUUCACCACAUUCUGCUGCCAUGUAUAAAUCACAACACAACUCAAAAUGAUUUAUUUAGCCUUUCCAUUUACAAACAAGACAAGAAAAAAGAAGAGAAGGAAAUGAAAAAAUACAUAAAGGAUUGCCAGCUUCAGCCCAAUCAAUAGCAAGGAAGCCUACCUGCCAUUGCCAAUUUAUCAUGUAUCUUGAUAGAAGGUGUCCAAUAUCUGAGGCAGCCCUCGAGAGGUGUUAGCCAAAGUUGGGGCCACAAACUCCCAAAUCACAAAAGUAGGAGGAAACAGGAAGGGGAGUAGGAGAUUCUCAGAUUUACCUCUUGAGCAGCUGCAGAGCUGGAUCUGGAGGAGUGCCAGAGGCAAGUGUCAUGGGCUGGAUAGUGGCCCCAAAAGGCAUGUCCACCCGGAACCUCAGAAUGUGACCUUAUUUGGAAGAAGGAUCUUUGCGGAUAUAACUAAAUGAAGGAUCUCAGGAUGAGAUCAUCCUGGAUUUGGGUUGGGCCCUACAUCCAAUGACUGGUAUCCUUACAAGAGAAAGGAAAGGGAGAUUUAAGACACAAAGACACACCGAGAAGAAGGCCACGGGAAGAUGGAGACAGAUUGAAGUUUUGUUGCCACAAGCCAAGGCACUCUACAAGCUACUAGAAGCUGGAAGAGGCAAAGAAGGAUUCUCCCCUAGAGCCUUCUGACACUUCGAUUUCACACUUCCAGCCUCCACAACUGUGAGAGAUAAAUUCUAAGUUACAAAGUUUGUGGUAGUUUUUUUUUGUGACAACCCUAGGAAACUAAUGUAACAAGACAGGAAGCAAAUUCGCCUUUGCUUCAUCAAGCCAAAGAUGAGGCCUAGUGUUAGCAACUUCUCAUCAGCAGUCGUCAUUGGUUGAGGACAUGGUGGCCAGUAGAUUUGUCAGAUGCUCUGAGGGUUCUGGCCUCCAUGCAUAAUGGUUUCCUAGGAGAAGCUGGAGGGAUUGUUACCAAAAGAAAAUAUAUUCUGGGCAGGCAAAAAUUUGAAAAAACAAAAAAAACACUACAAUCAGUAAAAGGCCUGAUAUGGAGUACUUAGAAAUGGAUUUUUUAAAAAAGAAGUGUUGUCAAGUGAAGGUAGUUCAUUAAUAAAUUGUUGUUUAAAGUUAGCAAUCAGAUAUAUUGCCAUAGUACUGCUGGCCUCCUAUACAUGGCAAUUAGAUCAUGUGUAAAUGUAUCUUUCUAAAGAGAAAAAAGGUAGAAUAUUUUUCCUUACAUAGGUAACUAUUUCUAAAUGAGCUUUGUUUGUACUGCCUCACAAGCAGUUAAGGUUCAGUGUGGGUAGUAAUGACAUUAAUUUAGGCGAUGAUAAUACAAAUUAUACUUACUAGAGUAUGAGCUUUGAGUUCUUAGUUACAAGGCAGAAAAGGGUUCAGGAGUCAUUCAGACCAACUCAAUGUGUAGCUAUAGCCCCCAAAAGCUAGUAGAGUAUUGGAUAAUAGAAGAGAGAAAAGAAAUACAAGAAAAAGUUGUACUGCUUCCUGUUCUAGUUUCUAUACCUCAAGGAAAGAACUCAAUAGAGAAGAAGGAAGUCUACAGAAGGAGAACUAAAUUAAGUCCUGUGUACAAAUAUUUACUGAGCUCCCACAAUGUUUGAGCCCCUGGUCUAGGGAUGCAGAAAUGAUUAAGAUGUGGUCCUCAACUUCACAGCCUAAAGGGAGAGACAGAUACAGAGAAAUAGCUGUGAAAAUGCAGCUCAGCAAGUUCAGGACAAACAUGCACACAGGAAGGACACCAGGAGAUCACAAAGGAGACAGCAGGAUCUACCAAGGUUGAGCUGAGAGCAAAACAGACAGCAACACAGGGGCUUGGGUGGUGGUGCUGUUAUGUGUGUUUGGGAUUGAGAGCGACCAGUUUGAAAGGAAAGACAGUGGAAGGGAGAGAUGGGGAGCUAAGAGAAAAUAAUCUCGCUGAAAGGGGGGAGUUAAAGGAUGAUGAAUAGUGAUUGGCCUUAGAUAAACAGGAAGAGAGAUCCACAUCCUCUGAAAGUAGAGAGAAGGAAAUGAGGGCAGUUACGGGUAUCAGUAGGUUUUAGGUAAAGUUCAAAAGGAUAAGGGAGAUUAUUCCUGGCAUCCUCAAUUUGCUGAAAUCAAGGUUUUUCUAACCUUUGGGUGUGUUGAGAAUAUGAUGAACACUCUGGAUGUUUCACCUCUUAAAAAUGCACAUUACGCAGAUUCUUACAUAUAAUUUCAGUUUCCUAAUCUUUGAAUCCCAACCAUGGACUCUGGAUAGAAAACAUGCAUUCCACCCAGAAGAGACAGGUCAUCUGCUCAGAGGAAGGGGUCAGGGGCUGGCAGGUUUGGUAUAAACCCUGAGGGCAAAGGAUAUGGUCCUACACAGAGACCAGUGAAAGAUGAGUCAUGGCGUUGAUCCAUGUUGGGAUGUUAAGAGAAGUGGAAUCCCAGGUGGGAAUGCAAGCGAUUAACACACAUUCCAGACUGAAUGGGGAGGAAAAGAGGCCUCGAGGAGACCUACAAACUGGGAGGGGGCUCUGUGAGCUGGAAGGGAAGAUGCCUCACGUCAUGCAAAAAACUUACUGGGGAAAUUCCCAGCACGCACUCCCCUGCCGGAGGUGGGCACAUGAUCAGUGCUUUGGAGCUGCCGUAAAUUGCCCUGUUUUCCCCUCAUGGCCCAUUUAUGCCUCCUCUGCACAUCUGCACCACCUGCUUCUCCCUCCACAUACAAACUUGCUCAAGUCUCUCCCCUACUUAAAAACAAAACAGCAACAACGAACCUUCCUUCAAGGACAAGGUCGCCCAAAACAAUCCCUGUGUGUGAUACGCCCGCAAAUUUUUGUUGAAUACGUGGGCGCGUGAAAGGAGCUCAAAGCAAUAAUUGGAGUCCACUACCUUUUAUUCCCACUUCAUUCUCAUCUUUCUCUCCCCUGUUUUCUUCUCUCAUUCACCUCUCUGGGCACCACCCCGGCUCCAUUCCUCUGUCCCUCUCCAAUUUUACUCCUUCCCAGCCUCUGUCCCAGAACUGCCACUGGCAGCCAGGGGUGCCUCAGGACUGGAGGCUGCUUGGCCCAUCUUGGGGAGGUUAAGCUAACAGAGGGCAAAAAGGAUGGUAAAGAAGAGGCCUCCUAAACCAGCCCAGGCUUGGGGAGGAGCCCCCAGGCCCAGGACUUCUGAAUGGUCAGAAGAGGUCUUUCUCCCACCGCUUAAUGGAUUCACUUUGGGUUUCUUGGGAGCAGGGGAAGAUGUAGAAAAAGGGCAGUUACCUCUUCAGGAAGAAUAUAAAUGGUCCCAGUUGUAUAGUAUUUGUCAGUAUUUUUUUUUUUUCUGGAAAAUUCAAACACACCAAGAGAAAAACUUAUUUAAAUAAAAUACUUUGAAAAAUAAAAAAAAAGGACAAGGUCGCAAAUGGGAUUAAAGCUCACAUGUCAUAGAAAGUUUUGAAAGAGACACAAAUAUAAAGAAGGCAUUUCAAAUCAGCUGGUUGAGGGACUUCCCUGGCCGUCCAGUGGUUAAGACUUCGCACUCCCAAUGUGGACCCCGGGUUCGAUCCCUGGUCAGGGGACUAGAGCCCGCAUGCCGCAACUAAGAGUCUGCAGCUAAAGAUCCUGCACGCGGCAACAAAGAUCCCACGUGCCUCACCUAAGACCCGGCGCAACUAAAUAAAUAAAUAUUUUUUUUAAAAAUCUCAAAUCAGCUGUGGCAGAGGGUGGCAUAGAUUACUCAAUAAAUGAUGUUGAGACUCUUGUGUAGAUACGUGGGGGAAGAGAUAAGUUGGAUCUCUCACACUGUAGAUCAAAACGAAUUCCAGAAAUAUUAAAUAUGUAUAUGUAAAAAAUGAAACCCUAAAAAUACUGGAAGGAAAUGUAAGAGAAUUUAUUUUAAUAAUCUCAGAAUGGGCAAGGACUGCUUAAGGAUAACAUAACAUCCAGAAACCCUAAAAUAAAACACUGAUAAAUUGGACUAUAUUAAAGAAAAAUUCUGCAUAGAAAACACAGUCAAAAGACAAAUGGCGCUUCCCUGGUGGCGCAGUGGUUGAGAGUCCGCCUGCCGAUGCAGGGGACGCGAGUUCGUGCCCCGGUCCGGGAGGAUCCCACGUGCCGCGGAGCGGCUGGGCCCGUGAGCCAUGACUGCUGAGCCCGCGCGUCCGGAGACUGUGCUCCGCAACAGGAGAGGCCACAACAGUGAGAGGCCCGCGUACAGCAAAAAAAAAAAAAGACAAAUGAAUUUUUGCAACUCACAUCACAGACAAAAGCUAGCAUUUGAAUAUCUGAUAAAAGUCAAUAAGAAAAAUUCGAACAAGAAAAAAAAAAUCAACAAGCCUAUUGGGCAAAGGAUAUGAACUCAUGAGUCACAAACAAAACAGUUCUUAAAUAUAUGAAAAGAAACUCAACCUUACUCAUAAAAACGAAAUGCAAAUUAAAGCUACAAUGAGAAAUCACUUUUCAACUAAUAGAUUAGCAGAAGUCAAAAAAUGUUAAAACACCCUGUGUCGGCAAAGCUGGUGGGAAAUUCAUUCUCUCAUACAUUGUUGGGAGGAAUGGAAUUUGAUGUGGCCUCUUUGGCAAUUUGUUGAUAUUCAUAAAAAUUACAUACAACAGAACCUUAAUUCCACUGCUAGGAAUUUAUUCUACAAAUAUACUCACAUAAGUGUAGAAUGACAUGUCAUUUUUAAUUGAGCAUUCUUUGUAAUAGCAAGAAAUUAAUGCUCAUCAAUAGGGGACUGGUUGUAAAUAAAUUGUUGCCUUCGUUCUAUGAAACAUAACACUGCUGUUUAAAAGAAUCAGUUGGGGGCUUCCCUGGUGGCGCAGUGGUUUAGAAUCCACCUGCCAAUGCAGGAGACACAGGUUCGAGCCCCGAUCCGGGAAGAUCCCACGUGCCGCGGAACAACCAAGCCCGUGCGCCACGACUACUGAGCCUGCGCUCUAGAGCCCAUGAGCCACAACCACUGAAGCCCGUGUGCCACAACUACCGAAGCCCACGCGCCUAGAGCCCGCGCUCCACAACAAGAGAAGCCACCGCAAUGAGAAGCCCGUGCACCACAGUGAAGAGCAGCCUCCGCGCGCAGCAACGAAGACCCAACGCAGCCAGAAAUAAGUAAAUAAAUAAAUUUAAAAAUAAUAAUAAUAGGGCUUCUUCCCUGGUGGCGCAGUGGUUGAGAGUCCGCCUGCCGAUGCAGGGGACACGGGUUCGUGCCCCGGUCCGGGAAGAUCCCACAUGCCGCGGAGCGGCUGGGCCCAUGAGCCAUGGCCGCUGAGCCUGCGCGUCCGGAGCCUGUGCUCUGCAACGGGAGAGGCCACAACAGUGAGAGGCCCGCAUACCACAAAAAAACAAAACAAAACAAAUGACUUUUGUAACAUACAAGCUUGAUUAUAUCACUGCCCUACUUAAAUCUUUCAAUGACUCCAUAGCCUUCAGAUUAAGGUGCCAUCUCUUCUAAUGGGCUCCCAAAGCCCUCGGCGCUAGGGGGAGGGCGAGCGGUGUCUGUGCCUUCCUCCUCACCUGUAUUUGUGCCACUCUGCGGGCGCACGCGCCCACACACACACACACACACACACACACACACACACACCACCCUCUGCCCAGUGAACAGCCUGGACCUCCCAGGAGGUGCCUGUCACCUCUGCACCAGAUGCCCCAUAACUGUCAGCUGAUGAUGAUGCUGUGUUGCAGUUUGUCUGAUUUUGACAGCUUCUUCUCAGGUUUGGGUCUUUGUAGUUGCUUCUGACUGCAGAGCUGCUUUGAAGGUAGCAAGCAUAUGAACCCAGAUAGAGACAGCUGUUGCUACAUUUUAUACUCUAUUUUGAUAACAGAAACCCCUAUUUGAUGAAAUAUUGUCAUUUUUUUAAAUCUUGCAACCUUGAGGGACAGCAUCCUUGAACAUCCAGCUUACAACUAUCUUCUAUCUCGAUAACUUACACAGCUUCCCCAGCCAGUGGGUCCCUCCUUCUGCCAUUCUCCCAUAGCUCUUUGUACUGUUAGGAGCUGUUCGCUUAUUUUGUCCCCUCCCUAUACCCCAUUAGAUUGUGAAUUCUGUGAAGAAAAGAGCCUGUAUUUCUUAUUAGUAUCAUUUCCAGGGCCUAGCUGAAAUAUAAUAGAUACACAGUAAAGUUUGUGGGAGAGAGAGGGUUGGGUGGAAGGAUGGAUGGAUGGAUGGAUGGAUGGAUACAUUAAUACACGGAGAAAAACUAUUUUUGCUUCUUAAAUACUAGCAGUAAAAACUUCAGUUUUUUCCAGAGUGAAGCAGAGCUGGAAAUGUUAGAGGUACCACAAGGAGGCACUAGAAUUCCACAUGGGUUCCCUCUGCCAAGAAAAGGCAGAUCCAAGUGUCUUGACCUGGGCUGAUGCCUUGUGACAGAUGCCUGGCUGAGCCCGAAUGGGCCAAGAGGGAUGAUUUGAAAAGGGGACUGAGGGGGAAAUUAAUGCAAGGCGAUUACGGCGCAGCUACGGCAAAGAGGAAUGAUCACUUUAAAGGGACUCUAACACAGAAGGACCCCCUCCACCUUUGGAAACAUCCCACCGCCCUGGGAAGCCAUGUCAUGUUGCCUCUCCCAUUUUCCUCCUCCACUAAUUAAGCAAAAUACUCAGGCUCAUACUACAGCGAUUUCAUUCUACGGCCACGAUAUUUCCCCACUGAAUCCUCUCUUCCUCAUUCAAUGAGAAUGAGGAAAAUAGAACUGUCACAAAUACUAUUACCAUUUCCCCUUUUUCUUCCCAAGAGGUCACUGAAACUUUCAUCCCAGACCUUGGAACCUUGGAUUUCUGUGUAGGCUGGCAAAGAAAAGAAAAAAUCCUUUUAAAUCUCAAAUAUAUGUCUCUAACUCCUGUGAGGGACGGAGAAAUGUAACCAUGGAAACCAGAGUAUGCCUGUAACCAUGGAGACCCAUUUAAACCAGCUGGGCCAUUAUCAUCUAGAAGCUGAUAAGGCUUUGGCUGUUAGGAGGCCAGUUAAUAUGGUUGAAUGAUUUCAGUUUAGGCGAGUGUUUUACAGACAAUUAAGUAAUUUCUGGGUACUGCCAAUACUGUAAAAUGUUAGAGAGAAAGCCUUUUGAUAGGACUUCCUCUGUUAGACUAAUUUCUAAACGAUCUCCCAGAUCUUUCUCCCUCACCCUCCAGAGCCAUCACUUUAUCAGCAAACACACGUUAAUCACCUUGGUGUGCGGGGCACUCUGCUGGAUCCCACCAUCUAUGUAUCCCAGAUAAUAUACAUUCUCUGUCCCAUCAGCUUUAAUGUUGAGGCAAGUCCUUGAAUAAAGGAUGUACUUAUCAAAAGGCUUCUUGGGACUUCCCUGGCGGUCCAGUGGUUAGAACUCUGGGCUUCCACUGCAGGGGGCCUGGGUUCAAUCCCUGGUUGGGGACUAAGAUCCCACAUGCCGUGCGGUGUGGCCAAAAAAGAAAAAAAAAAAGGCUUCUUUACCAGAACCCAUCGGAAUUUGGCUUUGUAUUUCCAGUACGUGAGAUGUGAACUAGCCUAUUUUCAUUUUGAAGGAAACUUUCACUAGCCAGUGUCUUAGCAGUGCUUCACAAAGUUCACAAGCAUUCUGUUUAUCCGUUUCUUUUGUUCUUUCCCUGUGUGUGUUACAACUCCAUUAUCGCCCCUGCAACCACAGCUUCAAAGGCCUGAUGACAGUUUGCUCUGCGAGCUGCUCUGUGGCGUGUUUUGUACACCAGGGUGUUAAAAGGCAGAACACUGGAGUCAGAUCCCUUGUGUCCGCCACGCACCAGUGUGUGACCCUAGGCAAGUGACUGGACCUUUCUAAAGUUUCCCCAUCUAGAAAAGGGAAGUAAGACCCAUGUCUCAUUAUUAUAGGUUAUUGAGUAAUAACUUUGCACACCUCUGAAGAUUUACACUGUUAGCAAGUCUUAUCUUCUGGUCUUAUCUGUAUCCCCCAGCAUCACUCAGCACUCUUUCAUGUUCUUUCAUGUUCUUCUCCUAUUUUACUCAACAGCUGGUCCAAAUCUUUACAACCUCCAGCUUGCACCCGAAACCCUCUGGCUCCACAGAUAAUGAUAGUGCAGAAGAUGAUAAUAACAAUAAAUGUUAUACGGUGCUGAUUGUAUGCCCAGACUGUUCUAAGCCCUUCACGUAUUUUAACCCAUUUAAUUCUUACAACGAUCUAUUGAGGAUUAUUAUCAUCUCCAUUGUACAGAUGAGGAAACUGAGGCACACGGUGUUUGGGUCAAUUUCUCAAGGUCAUAAGCUAGUGAAUGGCAGAAAGAGAAUGUGAGCCCCAGCGGUGCCCCCGGAGUCUGCACCACUAUGGGAUGGUCACCCUCCCUCCAAUGAUGGUGUUUCCUAGCUCACUCAGUGUAGAGUCCACGGGCACAGUCUCCCUCAAACAUCUCUUGGUCAACCCCUACUCUCGCCACUACUAGCAGACAUGUUCAUCAGCACCUGUUCCCACGCCCUUCCUCGACAUUUCAGAGGAAAGGAUCAGCCUUCCUCCAGUCCCGCAGUCCCAUCAAAUCCCUCGAUGCCUUGAUUAUACCCUUCCUUCCUGAUCCUCAGUCCAUCUCUCAUUUGGCACUUUCCUCUCAACACGUAAGUAGGUCCAGUCUGUUGUCUCUUAUUUAAAAAAAUUUUUUUCGACUGUCUCUGCUCAUCAUCUUCUCUUUCCUUUUUACAACCCAAUUCCUAGAAAAAGCUUUCUACCUUUGUCUUUAGGCUUCCUGACUCCCACUCCACUGCGGUUGCUCUUCCAGCGUCCCCCCAAAGUUGCUAAAAUAUGUGACUUUUUUUAAGGUCCUGCUCCUCUCUGCAGCAUUUAACUUCAUCCAUCACUUUUUCCCCUUAAAACUUUCACCUGGCCAUGACCUUCUCCGGUUCUUCCUCCGUCUCUUUUGCUGGCUCCUCCUGCACUGCCUAUUCUUAUGUCUGUGUGUCCCUGGAGAUCUUUAACCUGCAUCACCUCUCCCUGGGGACUGUCAGUGUCGAGUCUGUAUCUUUAUUUCUUUAUUUUUUUAAUAUUUAUUUAUCUUGGCUGCGCCAGGUCUUAGUUUCGGCACACGGGAUCCUCGCCGCGGCAUGUGGGUUUCUUAGUUGCGGCACACAGAAUUCUUAGGUGUAGCACGUGGAUUUCUUAGUUGCGGCAUGCAAACUCUUGGUUGAGGCAUGCAUGCGGGAUCUAGUUCCCGGACCAGGGAUCGAACCUGGGCCCCUUGCAUUGGGAGCACCGAGUCUUACCCACUGGACCACCAGGGAAGUCCCAAGUCUGUAUCUCUAACCAGAACUUUCUUCUGAGCUUCAGAGCAGUAGAUAAAAAUGCCACUAACCAUCUUGACUGGAGGAUUGUGGACUCCUCAUCCUCAACUCAUUACCACCAUCCACCGAGGACACCUACUCACCAGACCAGAAGUCAUCCUCCAGUCCUUCUCUCUCCCUGACGUCACCAGGACCUCUUACAUGUACAUCUUAAAAUACCUCUUUCUCUUCUUCAUCCAGCCCCUCCACCAGGCUCUCAUCCCUUCUCUCUCAAAAUAUUCAGAUCACCUCCUCACUGGUCUCCCUCUACCUUAAGCCUCAACCUCUGUCAACAAUAAUGAUACCAGCAAGCUGUCUCUAAUAUGCAUAUCAGUCCAGUCCUCAAAAUUCACUAAUGCUAGCAUAAUGAAAACCAGUGCCUUUGCAUAACAAGAAAGGCCCUUCAUGACCUGACUCCUGCCUUUCUCUCCAGCCUCAUCACUUACGUCUCUGCCACCGUAACCACUGCCUCUCUCGUGCUACGGCUGCAAAACAGGAUUGGACGUAAUGACCACCAGCAUUUCACUCACGCUUCCUCACUUGGCACAUUCCAUCCCUUCUUUCUGGAACUGCAUCCCCAGUUUGUCCAUCAGGCAAAGCCCUCAUCCCUAUUCUCUACCCGCUCUGUGCCACCACCCAUCCCCUCCCCAUCCUCUCACCGGCCUGGCUUCCCUUGUGCUUUCCACGCACUCCAAUCCAACAGUUUAUCUUAUUGUACUGUAAUUAUUUGACUGGUCUGUCUCCUUUUCUAGACUUACUAGUUCCUUAAAGGCAAGUACUAUUUUUUUUUUUGUCCUGGUAUUUUUGUCCCUUCAGUGUCCAGCAAAAUGUCUUCAAAAUAGCCGACAUUUACUAAAUAUUAGAAAUUAAUAUUGUUAUCAAUAGGAUGGCAGAGAAAUUCCCUUAGCAGCUAACACUUUUCCUCAUGAUCGGAAUCAUCAGCACACACUGAAUGCUGUUGAUAGGAAUAUUAUUCAGCCAUAAAGAGGAACAAAAUCAUGCCAUUUGCAGAGACGUGGAUGGACCUAGAGACUGUCAUACAGAGUGAAGAAAGAAAGAGAAAAGCAAAUAUCGUAUAAUAUUGCUUAUAUGUGGAAUCUGGAAAAAUGAUACAGAUGAACUUAUCUGCAAGCAGAAGUAGAGACACAGACGUAGAGAACAAACGUAUGGAUACCAAGGGGGGAAAAGGAGGGUGGGAUGAAUUGGGAGAAUGGGACUGACAUAUAUACACUACCAUGUAUAAAAGAGAUAACUAAUGAGAACCUACUGUAUAGAACAGGGAGCUCUACUCAAUGCUCUGUGGUGACCUAAAUGGGAAGGAAAUCAAAAAAAGAGGGGAUAUAUGUAUACCUGGAGCUGAUUCACUUUGCUGUACAGCAGAAACCAACACAACAUUGUAAAGCAACUAUACUCCAAUAAAUAUUAUUUUUUUAAAAAAUGCUGUUGAUAACUGAACAAAGAGCAUUGACCAUGAAAUAGUGUAGAGCCAGAGGGAUGUAUUAGUAUAGAUACCCAGAUGGAUGACAUAAAAUCAUUGGCAUACAGACAUCAUAAAUUCACGUACCAGGUAAGGGCUUACACCAGAUGACUUCUCAGGUCUCUUCAAAGUCUGACAUUCUGUGAAUGCAGGUAUCAAACCAAGACAUCCAAUCAAUCAGCCACCAUAGAGUGCCAUUAUGUGCAAACUACUUCCCUAAAUGCUAUAAUGAAUAGAAUGGAAUCUCACCAGCAUUUAAAUCAAAGAUAAAUACAAUUAAAGGCCAUUUAUAUGUGAGACUGGAAGAGUUAAAUGGGGGAGACAAAGGAAAGCACUCAUUCAAUUUGUUCAGCUAACAUUAGGGACACACUCCAUGUCUGUUACUGAACCAACUUCGGGUCCACUCACCGGACAUGAAGCAAAACCAAUCUACUGACACUGGCUUGUGGUGAAGGAAAGUAUAGCAUUUAUUGCAAGGCCAAGCAAGAAAAAUGGACAACUCAUGCUUAAAAGACCCGAACUCCCCAAUGGCUUUCAGGAAAGGGUUUUUAAAGGCAAGAUGAGGGAGAGGGGGACUUCCCUGGUGGUGCAGUGGUUAAGAAUCCACCUGCCAAUGCAGGGGACAUGGUUCGAUCCCUGGUCCGGGAAGAUCCCACACUCCACAGAGCAACUAAGCCCGUGCUCCUCGAGCCUGUGCUCCACAACAAGAGAAGCCACUGCAAUGAGAAGCCCGUGCACAGCAAUGAAGACCCAAUGCAGCAAAAAAGAAAAAAAAGAUAAUUAAAAUAAAUAAAUUAAGAAAAGAUGAGAGAGAGGGUUGUGGGGUACAUGAUCAGCUCGUGGACAUGCUUCUGGCUGGUUGGUGGUAAGGUGACACGGUGGUGUUUCGGGGAUUAACAUCAUCAACCUUCUGAUUCCAGCUGGUCUGGGGCCUGCUUGCUUGUGAUCAGCAGGCAGUUAACUUCUUCCACCUGGUGCGGGUUUUAAUAUCUGCAAAACAACUCGAGUAUGGCUCAGGAUAUUAUCUAUAUCCCUUGAGGAGGAAUUAAAGGUCCUUGACUUUGUUUUAUGGCUAAACUAUUAUUUUGUCUUGCUAGGCUGUUUUCCUUUGUUUUUUCAUUUUCUUACUUCUCUGAUUAAAUUUGCUCUUUGGAACUCGGGGAAGGCCUAGGAAGCUAAAGGUUUUCUACAAACAAGAGAUGGGGGACAUGGAGGGAGUCUGUUCCCAGGAAAGCCCCACAGUGCCCUGUUCAGUUUCAUGUCAGAAGCUGGGGUAUAACAAAGAAAACCGUGUGUUCUGUCGUCAGCGUGCUCAUGGCCCAGCCAGGCAGACAGACACAUGACCGUCAAAUACAAAAGGCAGGGGGAAACUGCUGUGAUUGAUUCUGCCUGAAGAGGGAACGCACAGGUCUCAGUGAAUUUCCCAGACGUGGCAUUUGGUCUGGCUUUUGAGGGGCGAAUGUGGUUUCUCAAGUGGAGAAGAGAGAGUUCUACACCGAGGGAACUGAAUGAACAGAAACCCACAGGGUUCGAAGCUGAGGCACCUUGGAAACCACUGAUUUUUCUCCAGGACACAUACAGCAACAGCCGAGCUGCUUGCUCAGAACUCCAUAGGGAGUUCCAGAGCCCGAGUGAUGAUGCAUGGGUAGUUCUGGGGGGAGUGAUGGACAGUGGGGAGGUGGGGAAAUAGAGCAGGGUCACUGAAAGUUAACUGUUUAAUCUACCACUGAUCUAGCCUUCCUUCUCUGCCUUAUCCACACCUUUGCCAAGUACAGAAGUAACUCUAUAUCUAAUACAGUAAUUUGACAAUCUGCGUAGGUAACCUGUGGUUCUCAGAUAGCUCACCUUGCCCCCUGCUUCUCUUCCUGAAGGAGUAUUGAGUUCCAUGGUUUUUACAACCUUAUCAUGGCCGGAAAGAGCUGGGGACUUCAAGAACCUGGGAAGGCAUAUCUUUUCCCUGGGGUACUGCCUGCCGUGCUGGUAUCUGAGACUGAAAAUCCAUGGCAACUCUGGUCUAACUCAGCUGGACCCAGCCCAGCAGCGUUCCCUGAACUCUGAGCCCUCAAUGGGCCCCCGUUGCUCUGAGGUCCGUCUGUGACUCGCCAUCAACCCAGGCUUGGGUGUUCUUCCCUGCACAGGUCUUAGCUGCAGAACUACCGCUCCUCUGCCAAUCAAUCCUCUGCCACACUCGGAUUUUAUCCGUGCGCCGUACUGGAGUUGAGGGAGGCUUUGGACAGCUAAACCUCUGCGACUCCCUCUGUCUCACCAAGAUGAAAUGGUUGCACCCACGAGCAAUUCAAAAUAUUUAAGAGCCCUUGAAGAGAUAUCUGCACUGUCAUGUUCAUACACUAUAGCCAAGAGGUAGAAGCAACCCAAGUGUCCAAUGAUGGGUGAAUGAAGGAAGAAAAUGUGAUCUAUACAUACAAUGGAAUAUUAUUCAGCCUUCAAAGGAAGGAAAUCCUGUCACAUGCUAACAACGUGGAUGAACCUUAAGGAGAUGAUGUUGAGUGAACUAAGCCAGACACAAAAGGACAAAUACUGUACGAAUCCACUUAUAUGAGGGACCUAGAGGAGUUGAAUUCAUGGAAACAGAAAGAGGCUGGAGGGAGGGAGGGAGAGGGGAGUUUUGUCUAAUGGGGAGAGAGUUUCAGAUUUCCAAAACUAAUAAGUUCUAGAGAUCUGCUUUACAACUAUGUGAAUAUACUGAAUACUGCUGAACUCAACUUAAUAAUGGGUAAGAUGGCAAAUUGUUUUUUUAGGCCACACUGUACGGUGUGCAGGAUAUUAGUUCCCCGACCAAGGAUCGAACCCAUGCCCCCUGCCUUGGGAGCACGGAGUCUUAUCCACUGGACCACCAGGGAAGUCCCAAGAAGGUAAAUUGUAUGUCAUGCGUUUUUUAACCACAAUUUUAGAAAACGAAAAAUAAAAAGAAAAUAUUUCAAAGCCCAGUGAGCACAAACACUGUGCAGUUCGAAUGGACACUGGACCUUAACGAGCCCCAUCAGGCAGUCAGAACUGGCUGCAAACUCCCAGGACCGCUCCCUGGGUGAAGACCGGCACGGGAGCGUCCUCUAAGGCCUCUGUCCUCCCCAACUGAUCUAUAUUCCAUCUCCUCCCCAGGCACAGUUCUGCCCACUGUGUUCUCCUCUCACUCCUCUUAUUCUUCUCGCCACAAUUUCUCAAGCCUGAGGAGGCUUAUAUUUCAUACUUCAAGUACUAUGCAUGCACAGUUUUUACAUGCAAGGAACAGAACUGACUCCGACAUAGUUAAGGGGCAAAGGAACUCAUCAGAAGGACAUUGGUAACUUGCAGGGUCCCAGGGAGUACCAAACCUAGGCACCGAGGCUCUGCAGCCAGGAAUGCUCAGGAUAAGGCCUUAGAGACACUGCUGUUGCUGUGGACCCUGGACCCCACAGCUUACUCCCCUGACAACACUGGACACUGGAUGCUGCCAAGGUCACUGUCAUCAGCCAUCACUGUAACUGACUCUGCACCUCACCUGCUUCUUCCAAAUACCAGCUUUCGAAUCAAAGUUGGGGUAGAUGCAUCUGCCUGGCAAGAGGUGCCCUCACGUAUAUUUCAGGAAGGCUGGGAAAGCAAGUAUCUGGUACUUUCUGAUUCUACACUGAGUACAGACUCUGCUCAAAUAGAGAGAAGGGCUUCAAAGUUUGGAUGGUCAGUAUGAUUAGCAUGCCCUAGACUUCCCUCACAUCUUAUUCUCCUAUUACUGUGUAAGUAGUACUUGCCUUGCUGUCCUAGAUCUUAGGGGUACGACUGUCAAGUUUAACAAAUAAAAAUACAAGAUGCCCAGUUAAAUUUGAAUUUCACAUUAACAGUGAAUAAUUUUUUUGGUAUAAGUAUGUCCCAUACAAUAUUUGGAACAGACUUAUAUAAAAAAAAGUAUUCCUUGUUAAUCUGAAAUUCAAAUUUAAUGGGGCAUCCUGUAUUUUAUCUGGUGAUCCUCCCUAGGGAUAUCUUUUUUAUAUUUCACUAUACUUUUCUACACUAUACCGGGGCCUGCUUCCUGGGUUUGCUAAACAUACUAACGUACAAAAUCCGUAUUCAAGACAAUAACUUAGGGACUUCCCUGAUGGCACAGUGGAAAAGAAUCUGCCUGCCAAUGCAGGGUACACGGGUUUGAUCCUCAGUCCAGGAAGAUCCCACAUGCCUUAGAGCAACUAAGCCCGUGUGCCACAAAUACUGAACCUGUGCUCUAGAGCCCGUGAGCCACAACUACUGAGCCCACGUGCCACAACUACCGACGCCCGCAAGCCUAGAGCCCGUGCUCCGCAACAAGAGAAGCCACCACAAUGAGAAGCCCGCGCACCGCAACAAAGAGUAGCCCCCGCUCGCCGCAACUAGAGAAAGCCCACACGCAGCAACAAAGACCCAACGCAGCCAAAAAUAAAUAAAAAUUAAAUCUUAAAAAAAUAAAAAAGACAAUAGCUUAGCUGCCAAAUCCUGGUUUUGAAUUCCAAAAAUUGGAAACUACCCUGUCUUUCUCUCAGCUUUCCUCCCAUAAAAGAUUUUCAUCUCCUCCAAAUCAGAUACAUACCUUUACUAAGGUGAAAGUUAUGUCCUUGGGAAAGCAAAGGAGAGAAGCACAUUAAAACUCAAAAACAAAAACAAAAACGAUUACCCAGUUGCAGUAAGGAAAAGUGGAGUAAACAGUGCAGAAACAUUUCAUGAAUUUUCUGUACUGGGCUCUCUCAAAUUCUAGGACCUCAAGUUUACUAUGACUCACACUUAACAAGGCUUUAAUAGGAGGUGAAAUUAUAAAGUAAAUGAAACCAAUUUUCCUGUGCAGCAUAUGGAAAUGAGUCUCCGUGAGUCAACGAUUAUUGUUGCUCUCACCUCCCACAUAGCAAGGUGGAUUCAUUACCCAAAUGCCAAUUUGCUCCUUUCAUGCAAAAAGGCAAAUGAUUUUCAAAACACCGAAUUUCAAUAUAUUAUAGACAGAAAUUCUAGAACCACGUCCCAAUGUUACUUAAAAUCAUAAAUAACACAAACCAGGCGCACAACUUUGUCAGAUUCUUCUAAGGAACAUACUCAAACAUUUCACUCAUUUACCCAGGUCUUAUGUGAGGAAUAGUUAGACCUUCCCAAACCAGUGUCAGCUUUCUCUGGGCUGCCAUUCGAACCGCAGUGGGAUAUUUCCAAGCCAUGGAAAAUAAAUGGUUUCUUUUAGACCAUUAGGUAUGCACAUUAGAAUACAUUUCACAAACCAGCCUCAGAUCCUUGGGAAGAAAACAGAUUUAUGUAUUUGCUUCAAUUACACCUUUUUCCAAUUCCUCAAAUAUGCCUUGUGCCUCUUCCUCGUACAUGCUGUUCUCUCCUCCUGGAACCCUCUUCCUUGCUCCAUCUAAUCAAGUCCUGUAGAUCUCUGCUGAAACAAGUCAAUUCCCUGACUCCCCAGACUAGAACAGAGCUUCCUUUUUAUGCUUUCAGAGUUCACCCUACCAUUCCUUCAUAGGUUUUAUUUAUUUAUUUAUUAGUAUAGGUGCUGCCUAAGCGAGCACACUUGGUAGGAUUUAUAAAUCUAUAGCUGUGUGGUUUUUCGCUUAAUGUCUGUCUCCCUGUAUGCUUUAGCAAUGGAAGUUUUAACUGCAUGCAUGCCAGCCAGAGACCACAUUUCCCAGCCUCCCUUGCAGCUAGAUAUGAUCAUAUGACUAGAGUCUGGCCAAUGGGUUGUGUUCAGCUUCUGCGUGUAGCCCUUAGAAGGUAUGGAGCACACCCUCCCUAUUCUUUUUCCUCCCGCUAGCAGCCUGGAAGGCAAAAAUAAUGAUAAAUGGUCUUUACUGAUGCAGGGAUGAAGGGAUGGAAGAACAGCAGGAUGAAAGUGGUGAGCAUCGCCAUAACCACCAGAUCAGCCCUCAACUAAUGAUCAGGAUUAUUACAUGAGAAACACUUAAACUAUUUUCUUGUUUAAGCCACUGUAUUGUAUCUCUUAUUAAAGCAGCCUGGGCUUCCCUGGUGGCACAGUGGUUGGGAGUCCGCCUGCCGAUGCAGGAGACACGGGUUCGUGCCUGGGUCCGGGAGGAUCCCACAUUCCACGGAGCGGCUGGGCCCAUGAGCCGUGGCCGCUGGGCCUGCGCGUCCGGAGCCUGUGCUCCAUGGCGGGAGAGGCCACAGCAGUGAGAGGCCUGCGUACAGCAAAAAUAAAAAAAUAACAAAAAAUAAACCAGCCUAUAGCCAGCAAAUGCAGAUUUGAACCCAAGGAUGCUUGACCCCAAAGCAAGCUUUUGGGGGUUGCAAGCCCCCAAAACCACCACAUGAUGUUUUUCCACACCCAUCUACCUCUUCUCUGUAUAUACUUUACAUCAUAUAUCACAGAUCAUAUAGUAGAACACUUUGAUGAAGGUGGUUCUCACGCCCUGGAUCUACAUUAGAUCUCAGAGUGAAUAAAAGAUGGUACCCUCCAAGAGUUUUUUCCAUAUUUCUUCCUUCUCACUCCAUUUUCAUGUUUUACCUGUGGGAACCUCUUGUAAGGUCCUGAGGACCACCUUAAUGUCUAUUAUUAUACAUAAGUAAUUUGGCUCCCACAUACCAGGCAGCAGGCCCUUCCCCCAUCACAGCCAGGCGAGAGGCAAGCCAGCCAUGAUCAAGAAUCUUAAUCUCUCUUAGAGGUCAAUAUUGCUUAAGGCUGUCACUUCCUCUGCUAGUAACAUGAAUAUUUCAGAGAUGAUGGAAUCAAAGCUAAAAAGCAGCCCUUGACCUAAGGAAAGACCUGCAUAAUUUUUUAACUUAGUUCUUUCCAUAUCACGUGUAAUUUUACAUAAAUAUGUAUCAUAUGCUAUUAUUAUUUUGGUACAGUGCUUUUCCUUUUUUCUUUUCUACUUGGUUUCCUCCUUCCUUUCCUCUUUUUCUUCCUCCCCUCCAACACCAGCCAUUCCCACACUAACAAACACACAAACCAGGUCACCAACCAAGUAUGCAUUCUCCCACAUUUUUCUCCAUGCUCACAGAAGCACAUACAGAGAUUUGGAGGGUUUUUGUCAUGGGCAGCGGGGAGGGGGGGCUUUACAAAAGUGAGAUCAUAUUAUCCACACUUUUCUGCAUCUUUCUCUUCUCAUUCAACAAUAAUCUCAUAAAAAUCUCUCUAAGUCAAUUGGUUUAGAUUUAACUCAGUCUUUCUAAUGGCUGAAUAAUAAUUCAUGGUGUUGGUGUGCCAUAAAUUAUUCAGCCCUGGGCUUUGUUUCUUGCUUUUUGUCACAACAAAUAAUGCUACAAUAGCUAUCCACGUACAUGUGUUUUUAUGGUGGUUUUAUCUCUGUAGGAUUGAUUCCCAGAUGUGGGCUUGCUGGGUCAAAAGGCAUAUGAAUUUUUAAUUUUAAUAAAUAUUAUCUGCAGUGGCAAUUGAUAGCUUCCUUACAGCCAGCACCUCACAGCUUGUGAGGUCUUAGUUCCCUGAGCAGGGAUCGAACCUGGGCCCUUGGCAGUGAGAGUGCAGAGUCCUAACCACUAGACCGCCAGGGAAUUCCCAGAGCCAACCUUUUUUUCCCUUUGCUCCCUAUAACUCUCCUCUUUCCCCACUUUCUGCUACAUCCUUUCUCUGUUUCAUUUUCUAUAAUUAAAAGGCUGACAUGUUCAUUUUAGGUCUAAUCUUAUAGGCUAAAAUGUCAUUUGUUUGUGCUAAUCUGUGAAAAUACAAUGAAUAUUAUAAAAUUGGGAAAAAAAUCAUCAUUGUUUUAAAAGGCUCUCUCAGGAAGAAAGAAGCCCUCUUCUACAGGGAACCAAGUGAUUAAUAAUGUGACCAGAGAUAUGUAACACAAUACCUAUUUUCCCUCUUUCUGUAUUUAAUCAAGAUACGUGUUCACAAACAUCCAGGCACUAUGGUAUGGCAACUGAAUAUUAGCAGUAGCAAAUUUUGUGACCCCCUGCCCAUGUUUCGUAGGUCGGUCAUUAUAUGGAGUACUGCUUUCCUGAGGCAUGAUCGGCCCCCAAGUCCUGCUCCCAGGACCAUGUAUUCACUUGACAAACAUUUACAGAGUUACUCCUAUCCGCUAAACACUGUACUAGACGGUGAACACAUAGCACUGAAUAAGAGGGACAAGAUCCCACUCUAGCUCCAGGGAAAGAUGUUAAACAACUAAUUACACAUGUGUUUGGAUAAUUUUUUUAUUGUGAUUAAUAUACAUGUAACAUGAAACUUAUUUAAGCCACUAUACUGUGUCUCUUAGUAAAGCAGCCUGUAACCAGGAGUGCACAGUUAACCAUUUCUGAGUAUACAGUUCAGCGGCAUUAAGCACAUCUACAUUGUUGUGAACCAUCGAUGACAUCCAUUUCCAUAACUCUUUUACCUUGCAGAACUGAAAAUCUAUACCCGUUAAACAGCUCCCCACUCCCUUCUCCCCCAGCCCCUGGCAACCACCGUUCCGUUUUCUGUUUCUAUGAGUUUGACUGCACUCAUGUAAGUGAAAUCACACAGUGUGUCUUUUUAUGACUGGCUUAUUUCACUGAUCAUAAUGUCCUCAGGGUUCAUCCAUGUUGUAGCAUGUGAUAGAAUUUCCUUCCUUUUUUUUUUUUUUUAAAGCAUCUUUAUUUAUUAUACGUUGAGAUCCAGAGUCAAGUAACUAUUCAGGUUUUUUUUGUUUUGUUUUGUUUUUGCGGUAAGCGGGCCUCUCACUGUUGUGGCCUCUCCCAUUGCGGAGCACAGGCUCCGGACACGCAGGCUCAGCGGCCAUGGCUCACGGGCCCAGCCGCUCCGCGGCACGUGGGAUCCUCCCGGACUGGGGCACAAACGCAUGUCCCCUGCAUCGGCAGGCGGACUCUCAACCACUGCGCCACCAGGGAAACCCCAGGUUUUUUUUUUAACGGUUGCUCCACACGGCAUGCAGGAUCUUAGUUCCCCGACCAGGGAUAGAACCCACGUCCCCUGCAGUGGAAGCACAGAGUCUCAACCACUGGACCGCCAGGGAAGUCUCAGAAUUUCCUUCCCUUUGAAGGCCAAACAAGAUCUUAUUGUAUGUGUAGAUACUUUGUUUAUUUAUUCACCAGUGGACCCUUGGGUUGCUUCCACCUUUUGGAUAGUAUUUUUAAACUUUUUUCCCGUUAUUUUAUUUUUUAUUUUUUUAAAGGGAUUUACACUCCCACACUAGACUUACAGAGCAGGUAAAGACUGGCAAAUUAUAUCUCCCACACAACUUUCACUACACAUUCCCAGAGAGUAAACAUAUGUUUGAACUACUAUUUUUAAAAUAUUAACCAAUGUUUUCUCUCUCUAGUGAUUUCCUUGCCUCUCCUUGCUUUCUCCCUUUGAAAUAGUGAGGUUGUGUGCAUUGCCCCAGAGGAGGUGUGGCAGGGCACAGAGUUUUCCAAGCAUCUCUCUGACUGCUGUUGUUCAACAGCCGAGGUGCCUAAGGAAAUAGAACCAGAGAGGACUCUGGGAAUCUGAGCAGACAGCUUCAGGGACAGAUGACACUAAAGACAAAAUGAUCACCCUCAACGCUUCUUGUCCUCCCCUUCCUCUCUCCAACUAUAGAACUUUAGUCCUUCAGAACUAGAGAAACUUUGGGGACCCCCAAGUUGACUGAAACUAUAUUUCUACCACUGUGGUUGAAUGGGAUCUUGAAGUAUAAAUUAAGUUAUAUUUCUUGCUCACCUGAGCUGUGGACUAUCUCUAUGCCUAUACAUAAUGAAUGAUUUAUUACAAUGGUAUCACAUGCUGUGAAAGAAGGACUGGGUUCUUUGAGAGCCUAUGACAGGGGCCUCAUCUGGAUGAGAGGAAGGGGAUGGCUGGAGAUCAAGUUAUUUUCUUGCAGUUUAGCUGAGAGCUCAAGGAUGAAUAGGAAGCCCUUAAUGUGAAAAAAUAAAUUAAAAAAAAUAAAAAGGAUGUGGGCCAAGUACUUCUUAUCUCCAAUGCUGCUAGAUUGCAUAUUCCCAUGUCCUCUUCCUGGAAGAAAAAAAAAAAUCCCCACCAUUGCUUUGUUACCAGGAAAAUUUGUCCAGCACAUCCCCUUGCAAUAGCCCUAGUUUCCCAAUUUUUGUUAGUAUUGUUGAGAUGCCCAAAGCUCCUUGUGGAUGUUAUCAUUUUCUAGGAAUUUUAAUUUGAGAAUUCUCUAGAUGUUUCAAGAUGCCAUCUUGGUCUUUGCAGCAUAUCUGUUAAACAUCUGAGCAUUCUUUAUACAACACAGACAUAUCAGCUGACAUAUUUUUUCCCUUGUGGCAUUCAUAUUCAAUCUUAACACUCUAUCCUUUAUCAUGUAAAGCCAUCAUGUUGAAAAGUAAAUAAAGAAAACAUAUUUUUCCCAUGUCAUUAAUUACUCCAUUUUUAAGCAGACACAAACACUUUUCCUCUUUGGCUUUGGAACAGCUACUAUGACUGCCAGCUGGGACUCCCGGGGGCUUUAAGAGCCUUAAUCACUAGAAUAAGCUUUGUUCUUUUUAAGGAAAAUAAGACUAAAUUAAAGGCACACUCAGACAUUUUCUUCCUGGUUAGAAUAGGCAAAAAAUUUGGUGAUUAAUUUCUCAUAUACCCACCAGUGACUUUUUUUUCAGUUACUAUAAUUUUAAUAAAUUUUUAUUAAAAUAUAAGCAAAUUAUAAUUUAUUUAGCCUAAAUCUGUUUUCUGAGCUUCAAACUCAUUUCCAGUUACCUACAACAUCUCCCCUUAACUAUCUCAUGAGUAUCUGAAGGGAAAAAUUUUCUAGACUUACAUUGCUUCUGAUGCCAAAUGUGUAAGUUCUUUUCCCCACACCAAACAAUUUUCCAAUUCUCUGUGGAUGCCAACUAGGUGUCCUACAACUCAUUUCAGUUCUGACACUCUACCUGGAGUUAGCAUCAGAUGCCACAAGUUAAGGGUUCGGUUCCACAAGGGCCCUCACUUCACACACCAGUCACAAGUCCCAGGUCGCUACCUGUUCUUCUGACCAACCAGCUAGAAGUUAGUGUUCUCAGGACCCCCUUCUGAGGUGCAUAACUCGGUAGAAUGGCUCACAGAACUCAGGGGAACAUUUUACUUACUAUUACUGGUUUUUUAUAAAGGAUACAACUGAGGAAGAACCAAGUGGAAGAGAUGCAUAAGGCGAAGUAAGGGGGGGAGGGGUGGAUGUGUGCCCUCUCUGGGUGUGCCACCCUCCCGGUGAAACUGUUACCAGAGGGAGACCCCUUCCAGGGCCUGAGAGUGGGCUCUUGUCUAACACUAGGAACUGAAUUGUCCGAGGAGACACACAUACUGACAAAGCAAAAGACUUUACUGGGAAGGGGCGCCUGGGCAGAGGGCAGCAGGGUAAGGGAACCCAGGAGAACUGCUCUGCCACGUGGCUCGCAGCCUCAGGUUUUAUGGUAAUGGAGUUGGCUUUCUGGGUCGUCUCUGGCCAGUCAUCUUGCUUGUUGCCUGUAUGUGGUCUGACUCAGGUCCCUCCUGGUGGUGCGUGCAUCUCUCAGCCAAGAUGGAUUCCCGUGUGUGGGUUUCUGGGAGGUUAGCAGGACAUAUUAUGGGCUGGCGUCUCCUCUCUCCUUUUGGCCCCUCCCGAAUUCUCCUUCCUAUUGUGAGACAACUCAUGCAAGCCGUUAUAGCGUGCCUGGCCAAGGCAGGCGGUUUCUUUCUUUUUUUUUUUUUUGAAUAUUUGAAUUUUAUUUAAUUUAUUUUUUUAUACAGCAGGUUCUUAUUAGUUAUGUAUUUUAUUCAUAUUAGUGUAUAUAUGUCAAUCCCAAUCUCCCAAUUCAUCCCACCACCACCAACCCCGCCACUUUCCCACCUUGGUGUCCAUACGUUUGUUCUCUACAUCUGUGUCUCUAUUUCAAGGCAGGUGGUUUCUGUCAACGGUUCCUUAACAGAACCACACCCCAGAUGGGACCCAAACCCAGUCGCACCUCAGAUGAGAUGCAAACCCACAGUCUUCCAGCUGAAACCGCACAAUUCAUCUCAGGACUUAAUGAAGCUCGGGUUCUUUAUAUCUCAGCGCAGAAAGAAUUCAGUGAGAGACAAAGCGAUAGGUAAGAAGUGGAUUUAUUUAGAGAGUUACACAUCCUAUAAGCAGAAUGUGGUCCAUAUCAGAAAGUGAGAGCAGCCCUGAGAGUUAGAUGCACACUCCACAGACAGAGUGUGGGCCAUCUCCGAAGGCAAAAGAGGCCCGGGAGUGCGUGGGUGGUCAGUUUUUACAGGCUGGCUAGUUUCACAGGCUAAGGAGUGGGAGGAUUAUUCUACUAUAAUAUUUUGCGGAAGGGGCGGGGCUAUCCCAGAAUUGGGCCAUCGCCCACUUUUUGGCCUUUUACGGUUGGCCUCGGAACUGUCAUGGCACCUGUGAGUGUGUUAUUCAGCAGAUGCUAAUGUGUUAUAAUGAGCGUACCAUGAGGCUUAAGGUCUACUGGAAGUCCAGUCUUCCUCCAUCUUGGGCCUGGUUGGUUCUAACCAGUUUAUGUUGUAUCAUCAACAGCUCUGUCAUUCUUUUAAUGGUUGUGCCCUGCCCCCUUCCCUCCUGUUUCAGCAGCACCUCCUUGUAUUCACCAACUCAGAAGCUCUCUAAACCCUGUUGUUUAGGGUUUUUAUUAAGGCUUCAUUACAUAGGCAUGAUUGAUUAAUUAAUUGGCCACUGGUGAUUAAGUCAAUCUCCAGCCCCACAGCCCUCCCCAGAGGCAGGGUGGGGAGCUGAAAGUUCCUACUCCCUGGUCACAGGGUUAGUUCUUCGGACAACCACUCCCAACCUCCAAGAGUCACUGCAUUAGCUUAAACGCAGGUGUAGCGGAAGGACUUAUUGUGAAUAACAAGGAAGUUACAAGGAUUUUAGAAGCUCUGUGCCAGGAACCAGGAGCUAAGAACAAAUGUAUGUUUCUUAUUAUGUCACAGCAUCUCAAGAUAAUCAUGUCCAAACCUGAAACCUUGAUCUUUUCCCGCAAAUUAAUAUUGUUGAUAUCCCGCAUGUGCCGUUUCCAGAUUCUGGAAGGCAUUUACACAGACCAUCUUCCCUUCCUGCCCAGAAUGCUUCUCCCCCAUCUUUCAGACUUCAGCUUAAACAUCACUUUGUCAAAAAAGAUCUUCCCUGAUGCUCUCUCAGUCUAAAUGCUAUUCUCUCAAGUUUCCUUCACUUCGUCAUCGCACUUAUUGCAGUUUUAAAUAAUGUGUUUGAUGAUUAUUUGGUAGGGUCUGACUCCCCUGCUGGUGUGUUAAGUGUGAAGAAACAGGAGACCCGACUCUUCCUGUGAGCCCCCAGCAGAGUGCCUGCUGCCCAGUGCUCAGUGUUUUUGGAUGAAUGAGUGAAUUGUCUAUAUCUGUAAGCUCCACAGAAAUUGCUCUCACGGAUGAUGAUAUAUUUUUCCCGACUGAAGGGUUCUGCAGUCAACUAAGUUUGAAGAAUAACUGAGUUAAACAAAGUUAAACAGGUCUCUGUACUGCAGGAUUUCUCAGAGCCUAUAAUUUGUCCAGGAGCACUGUGAAUACAGUACAGGAGAGGGGAAAUGAACUGUAGAAACUUUACAUCACAGAGUGCCUUUCGAGACAGACAUUCUAUAGCUCUUAGGGAAAAUUCUAGCAAACAGUAAUUAUUUAGCAUUUAACUUAAUAAAUACUCCUUUUAGAAAUAUAUCUGUGUAUAAAAUAUCUCCAUUCUGUGGUCACUAAGUCUUCUGUAAGCAUUAUUUCAUUUACUUUUUUUUCUUUUUUGAGACUUUAUUGUUUUAGAACAGUUUUAGGUUUAUAAAAAAAUUGAGAGGAAGAUACAGAGAUUUCCCAUAUACCCUGCAUGUGUAUACCCUCCCCAUUAUCAACAUCACUCACCAGAAUAGUGUAUUUUUUAACCAAAGAUGAACCUACAUUGACACAUCAUGAUCACCCAAAGUCCUUAGCUAACCUUAUUGUUCACUCUUGGUGUUGUACAUUUUAUGGGUUUGGUUAAAUGUAUAAUGACAUGUAUGCAUUUAAGGUUCCUCCAUUUCUUUGCAUGACUUGUUAGCUCAUUUCUUUUUAGUGCUCAAUAAUAUUCCAUUGUCUGGAAGUACUAUAGUUUAUUUACCCAUUUACCUAUUAAAGGACAUGUUGAUUGUUUCCAAGUUUUGGCAAUUAUGAAUAAAGCUUCUAUAAAUAUCCAUGUGCAGGUUUUUGUCUGGACAUAAGUUUUCAACUCCUUUGAGUAGAUACCAAGGAAUGCAAUUGCCAGAUUAUAUGGUAAAAGUAUGUUUAGUUUUGUAAGAAACUGUUAAGCUACUCCCAAAGUGGCUGUACCAUUUUACAUUCCCUCCAGCAAUGAAUGAGAGUUCCUGUUGCCCCACCUCCUCACCAGCAUUUGGUGUUGUCACUCUUCCAGACUUUGGCCAUUCAAGUAGGUGUUUAUAUUUCAUUUACUUUUCAGAACAUUCCUUGAUAGUAUGUAAUUUAUGGAACAUCAAACAGCUUAUAAGAGAUGGAGUCAGGAUUUAAAUCUGGUCACGUAGACUGCAAAGCCUAAGCUCUUAACUAUGCAACAACACAGACUCUCAAAAUAUCCUCCAGAAUCUUCCACGUUAUCUGCACACAUAGUCCCCUGACAUGGAGACGGUUACAGCUCCACAUGUAAUACAGCAGCAUGUCUUGCACAAAAGCUUUCUUGUAUUAUUAUUAUUCUCUUUUUUGUGCAUGUAGUAGUUUUCUAUUUCUGUAUAACAAAUUGCCACACAUUUAGCAGCUUAAAACAACCCUCAUUUAUGAGCUCACCGUUCUACAGAUCAAAACUCUGGACAGGCUUGAUUGGACUCUCUGCUCAGGGUCUUAUAUGGUGUAUAUCAAGGUGCUGGCCCACCUGUGUUCCUUUCUAGAGGCCAAAAAUUUCACUUCCAAGCUCAUUCAGGUUCUUGGCCAAAUUUAGUUCUUUGUGGUUGUAGGACUGAGGUCCCUCUUUCCUCUCAGGGGUUGCUCCCAUCUCCUAGAGGCCACCCACAUUCCUUGCUACAUGGUCCCUUCCAUCUUCAAUGAAGAACCUUCUUCACUCUGAAUUCCUCUCACACCUUAAGUCUCUGACUUCCCCGUCUCUGACCUCUAGACACUGACUUGAAGGGAUCAUGUAAUGAGGUCAGGCCGAUCUGGAUAAAAUCUCCCUAUUUUAAAGUCAACUGAGUUGGGAUGUUAAUUACAUCAUCAAAAUCUCUUCACAGCAGUACCUAGAUUAUUGUUUAAUUUACUAGACGGGAGAAGGUGUUUGCACACCAGGGACUGGUAUCUUGGAGACUGUCUUAGAUUUAUGCCUACCACAAUGCAUGCAUGCUUUCUUCACUGGAUCGUAAGCCAUCCAAAAGCAGGGACCAUAUUUUAUUCGCAUUGUAUCUUUAAUGUCAGUACUUAUCAUAGAGAAGGUGCUCACUGGACACUUCUUGAUGCUUAGUUAUCACCAUCAUGCACAGGAUCCUCCUUGUAAAUAUUUUGUCCUUAAGUUUUCAUUAAUUUAUUUUGCUAUAAGUGAUGCUUUUCAAAAUAAUGACUAGAAAAGUUAAGUUAUAAGAUCCAAAUUCAACUCUUUUCAGUAAUUACUCAGAACUUUGAUGUCAAUACUAUAGAAAAUGGGGAGGAGAGUUUCAAAACUUGAUGACUCUUUCAGAGCAAAGCUGUGAACCAAGAUCUAGAAAAUUCAGUAAUUUCUUCCCUUGGCUAUUUUAGAGUAAAAAUGUCAGAGAAGGGAUGUGCUAGUAACCUUGCAUGCUUGCAUUACAAAUUUCUUAAAUCCGUAAAUAUGUGCAAAUUAGAAAGAAGUGUGCGUUAUGUAGUUCCAUGAUAACUUUCUGUCCACAAAACCUGGUGUCUACAACUGAAUACUAUGACAUGCAAAUUGAUAGAUGCUGCUCUUAGGACUCUGUGGCUACAAAUAACAAGAACCAAUUCAAGCUGGCCUAAGCAAAAAGAUGGAACUUCAGAAGGUGGCAAACUCGCAAAGGCUGCUAGCUCCCUCUCCCAGUCCACCCCUGCCCUGAUAAACUGGAUUACAAUAAUGACAGAACAAUUCUGUAAAUUUAUUAAAAUUAAAAGAGCUUGGGGACUUCCCUGGUGGCUCAGUGGUUAAGAUCCUCCUGCCAGUGCAGGGGACAUGGGUUUGAUCCCUGGUCCGGGAAGAUCCCACAUGCCGCGAAGCAACUAAACCUGUGCGCCACAGCUACUGAAGCCCGUGCGCCUAGAGCCCAUGCUCUGCAACAAGAGAAGCCACCACAAUCUCGCCGCAACUAGAGAAAGCCCGCACGCAGCAAUGAAGACCCAACACAGCCAAUAAAUAAAUAAAUUUUAAAAUAAAUAAAUAAAAUAAAAUUUUAAAAAAAGAGCUUAACAUUUUAAUAGGAGGAGACAGAUAAUAAAUAAGUAAAUAUAUAGAAUUUUGAUGCUAAUAAAUGCUAUAGAGAAAAAGUGUAUGGACCUAGAGACCUACAAAGACAGUUGAGAGCUCUUCUCAUCUCCCUCUUCGGGAGAGAGAAAAAGUGCUUGUGAUCUGAUGCUGGAGGACACUCAGAAAGAAGGAGGGAUCUUCUCUUUCUUCUGAUGAUUGCAGUCUAGAACUAAAGCCAGGUGAUCCCCAGCGUGUUGGAGAAGGAAGCAGCAUUGGCUGGAGACCAACCAGAGGAAAGCGAGAAUGUGGUAUCAUACUUGUCUUAUGUGGGGGAAAGACAGAUUUUUUUGUGUGCAAGAAAGUGCUAGGGAAAAGUAAAUAUAAUUAAAGGUCUUAAUUCAGUUUAUCCAGUAGAAGUCUGGAAAGGAGAGAUGAAUCCAGAAAAUUAAAGUGUAGAAAAUAUAAGAUAAAAUGUCAAAAAAAAAAGCCAGAAAUAAAUGAAAAUGUUGAACUCACCAUUUAGAAGGUAGAGUCUUAAAAAAAUUAAUAAGAUCUAGUAACAUUUUAACCACACGAAGAGACACACUUAAAAAGGAUCUAGACAGAUAAAACAUAAAGAGAUGGGAAAAGAUUAAGGUAUGGGAACUGAAAGAUAACCAAGAUACCAAUUUUAAUAUUAGAAAAAAUAGGAUUCAAAGUUUAAACGUCAUAGACAAUAAAGGGGAUGUCACAUAUUGAAAAAAGGAACAAUAGAUCAUAGAUCAACAAUAACUCCAAAAUUUAUAAAGCAUCAAUGGACAGAAUCCCAGAGAGAAACAAAUAUAUCAACAAGUAUUUUUGGAGAUUUUAAACACAACACCUCCAGAAACUGAUAGAGCAUAUGGGGGGAGGGGUAAGAUUAUUUGAAAAACUUAUUUAACAAUUAUUUAUUGAGCGCCUGUUAUGUGCCAAGUGCUUUAGAUACUAGAGCUGUAGCAGUGAGCAAAACAGUCAAAACCCUAUCUUCCAAAUUUAUAAAGACAGAAGGAGAUCAGUGGUUGUCUGGGACUGGGAUGGAGGGGAAAUUAACUGUAAAGGGGCACAAGGAAACUUUCUGGGGUGAAGAAAAUGUUCUAGAUAUGAUGAUGAUUGAUCCGUAAAUUUACCAAAUUAAAAGAACUCACAUUUUAAAAAAAAUUUUAUUGAAAUAUAGUUGAUUUACAAUGUUGUGUUAGUUUCAGGUGUACAGUAAAGUGAUUCGGUUAUACACACACACACAUAUAUAUACACGUAUGUAUUCUUUUUUUUAGAUUCUUUUCCAUUAUAGGUUAUUACAAGGUAUUGAAUAUAGUUCUCUGUGCUAUACAGUAGGUCCUUGUGGUUUAUCUAUUUUAUAUAUAGUAGUAUGUAUGUUUCAAUCCCAAACUCCUAAUUUAUCCCUCUCCCCGUUUCCUUUUGGUAACCAUAAGUUUGUUUUCUAUGUCUGUGAGUCUAUUUCUGUUUUGUAAAUAAGUUCAUUUGUAUCAUAUUUUUAGGUUCCACAUGUAAGUGAUAUCAUAUAUUUGUCUUUCUCUGACUUACUUCACUUAGUAUGAUAAUCUCUAGGUCCAUCCAUGUUGCUGCAAAUGGCAUUAAAAAGGACUCACAUUUUAAUGUGGGGAAAUAGACGAUAAGUAAUAAAGAAGGAAAAUAUAUGCUACAUUUGACGGUAAUAAGUGCUGCAGAGAAAAAUAAAGCAGGGAAGGGGAAUGGAGAGGGAGGAAGAAUUGCAAGUUUGAAUAGAGUGGGCAAGGAAGACCGCUGAGAAGGUGACAUUUAAAUGACAAUUGGAAGGAGGGGAGAGAGCUUUGUGGAGCUCUGGGCGGGGGUGGGGGGGCGGGGGGGGGGGGCGGUGAUGUUCUAAGCAGAAAAAUAAGAAAACAGACAAUCAAAAACCAAAAUACUAAAAACACAUGAGCUUAAGAAGUCAGAAAAUAAGCAACAGGUCACACCCAAAGAAACCAGAAGAAAGAAAUCAAUAAAAAUAAAAGCAGAGAACAUCAGCUUUUAGAAAACUAAAAGCUGUUUUUUUUUUUUUAACUGAUCAAGAAAACAGUAGAGGGCUUCCCUGGUGGCGCAGUGGUUGAGAGUCCGCCUGCCGAUGCAGGGGACAUGGGUUUGUGCCCUGGUCUGGGAAGAUCCCACAUGCUGCGGAGCGGCUGGGCCCGUGAGCCAUGGCUGCUAAGCCUGCACAUCCGGAGCCUGUGCUCCGCAACGGGAGAGGCCACAACAGUGAGAGGCCCGCGUACCACAAAAAAAAAAAAAAAAAGAAAAAGAAAACAGUAGACAAGAA
Molecule: messenger RNA, 36466 nt
Organism: Orcinus orca (killer whale)
Lineage: Eukaryota; Metazoa; Chordata; Mammalia; Artiodactyla; Delphinidae
Gene: GPALPP1
Product: GPALPP motifs containing 1
Exons: 9
Coding region: 105-1151 (348 amino acids)
Source: RefSeq, a predicted model, not a curated record